Messenger RNA from Chlorella variabilis, 2049 nucleotides. RefSeq lists its product as hypothetical. Gene Ontology annotation, cellular component: catalytic step 2 spliceosome. The coding region runs from base 1 to 2049 and encodes 682 amino acids. The transcript is spliced from 6 exons. The record is from RefSeq and is a predicted model, not a curated record. Gene Ontology annotation, molecular function: RNA binding; zinc ion binding. NCBI's taxonomy places the organism in Eukaryota, Viridiplantae, Chlorophyta, Trebouxiophyceae, Chlorellales, Chlorellaceae.
AUGGGGGCAGAAGGCGAGACCGAGCCGUCUGCCCCGACAAUCGUCCGAGUGCAGACCGCAGCAGCGCAGGGCAGCAGGAAGAAGCGGAAGAGCGAGGCCGCUCGAUCGCCCGCGGACGCGCCCGUCGCGGAAGUGAACAUCCAGUAUGAGGGUCUGCCGCCCGACAGCCGCCUGAAGCUUGAUGAGGCGCUGCGGGGCUGGGCGGAGUGGCACGCUGCCAAGUACCUGCCCGGCUAUGUGCCGCCCGAGGUGGUCAGCGGCAGCCUGGGCUACCGCCCCGAAACCAUGGAGCUGGCCUGGGAGGACAAGCCCGCGGCCCCGGGCGUGGGCCCGGCAGAAACGAUGUGGUUCAACGUCAAGUAUGAGCAGGCGGGCGGCGUGCCGCGGUACGACCGCCACACCGACAACCAGCUGGCUUACUCCAACAAGAAGCGGCCCUCAGACACGCUGCUGGCGGCAGAGGAGGCGGCCGCGGGCGCCGGCGGCGCGGGCAAGCCCGUCAAGCGCCUGCGCAGCAGCAACAGGUGCUUCAACUGCGGCAGCUACGGCCACACGAUGCGGGAGUGCUGGAGGGAGCACAACCGGGAGCUGGUGGAGGAGAGCAAGAGGCACGUGGGGCUGAGCUGGCGCCACGCUGAGCUGGCGCCACGCUGCGGCAUGGAGCAUGCGGAGGCGCGGGGCCCCGCCUACCGCUCCGCGCCCAAGCGCUACUACCUGGAAGGGGCGGCGGAAGGUGGCGACGGGCGCCGCGGGCUGGAGCAGGUGGAAGGGGAGUUUGCCGGGCUGGCGCCGGGGGUGCUGAGUGAGGACCUGCGUCAGGCGCUGGGCAUUGGCCCCACGGCUCCUCCGCCCUGGCUGCAGCGCAUGCGGGAGAUGGGCCUGCCGCCGGGCUACAUGGCUCCCGUGCCAGCAGAGGCGGACCCACCUCUGGCGGCAACAGGCAACGGCAGCAGCCGGCCGGCAGCAGCGGCGGCGCCUGCUGCGGAUCAGCCCCUGGAGGAUUUCAUUGCUCUGGAGGCCAGCCCGCCGCCGGAAGCUGGCGAAGAGGCAGGUGCCACGCCAGUGAAGCUGGAGUGCCGGGUGCUGUUCCCAGGGGUCAAUGCCCCUGCCCCAGAGGGCGCAGACGCGGCCGCCUGGGCGCCGCCGCCGCCCCAGCGCCAGCCCUCGCUGCCGCCGGGCUUCGGCGAGGCCACGCCGGCCUCGUACGGCACGCCGGCGGCGGAGCGGUGGCAGCAGCGGCAGCCUGGUUCGGCAGAAUGGGGCGGCAGCGGCGGCGGCAGCGGCGGCGGGCGCUGGCAGCCGAUGCGCGGCCUGCACCCGCCCCGCCACGCUGCCUCAGAAGGCAGCCUGGCAGCAGUCAGGGCCGAACCGGCCACCAGCCAGCAGCAGCAGGUCACGCCGCCACGGCCCGCGGGCCCAGCUUACGGCGCCUCGGCGCCAGAUGCGUACCAGGCGGCGCAGCCGCAGCAGCCGGCAGCCCAGCUGCUGCCGCCUGGGUUCGGUCAGCAGUACCAUGCUCAGCAGCUGUAUCAGCAGUACCAGCAACAGUACCAGCAGGCGCAGCAGCAACAGCUGCAGAUGCUGCAUCAUCUGCAGCAGCAGCCUGCUGAGGCGGUCUACAGCAUCAGCCGCUCCGACCCCGGCCACCUCCUCGUCUUCGACCAGCGAGGCGCCGGCAUGCCCAGCCACAACCCCGCAUACCACCAGCAGCAGCCCCACCAGCAGCAAGUGGCGCCGCCACAGCAGCAGCAGUACUGGGCGCUGCCUCAGGCACACCAGCAGCAGCAGGAGUAUCAGCGGCCGGCGGAGCUGCCGUACCAGCAGCAGCAGUACCAGCAGCCGGCGGCGCUGCCGUACCAGCAGCAGCAGUACCAGCACCAGGGAGCCAGCCCCUACGAUCAGCAGCAGCAGCAGCAGCAGCAGGCGUAUGGUGCGAUGCAGCAGCAUGCAGAGCAGCCGGGCGGAGGCGGCGGUGGUGAAGGAUCCGGCCGUGCCUACCAGCAGCAGCAGCAGCAGCAGCAGAUGUGGCUGAGCAACGGCAGGUUCUAG